AUCGCUUGUUAUGGGCCUUGUGGCUCAACCCAACCCAACCCAACCCAACCUAACCCAACCCAACAACUCCGUCGUUGUCUCAUAUUAUUGUGCAACCCUAACUGUCAAGUUUGGCCCCUGCGACGAGCGACUGAGUAGAGUAGAGGGUCUAUACAGGAGGAUGAAGUUCAAUAUAGCGAAUCCAACCACUGGGUGCCAGAAAAAGCUCGAAAUCGAUGAUGACCAGAAACUCCGUGCCUUCUUUGACAAGAGGAUCUCACAGGAGGUCAGUGGUGAUUCCCUUGGUGAGGAGUUUAAGGGUUAUGUUUUUAAGAUCAUGGGUGGCUGUGACAAGCAAGGAUUCCCCAUGAAACAGGGAGUGCUGACUCCUGGUCGUGUUCGUCUCUUGCUUCAUAGAGGCACUCCGUGCUUUCGUGGUCAUGGAAGGCGCAAGGGAGAGAGAAGGAGGAAGUCUGUUCGUGGGUGCAUUGUCAGCCAAGACCUCUCUGUUCUGAACUUGGUUAUUGUGAAGAAGGGUGAGAGUGAUCUACCUGGAUUGACUGAUAUUGAGAAACCCAGGAUGAGAGGUCCAAAGAGGGCAUCAAAGAUUCGGAAGCUGUUCAACCUCUCCAAGGAGGACGAUGUCCGGAAAUAUGUCAACACUUACCGCCGAACCUUUACUACAAAAUCAGGAAAGAAGUGCAGCAAGGCUCCAAAGAUACAGCGACUGGUAACUCCACUGACUCUGCAGAGGAAGCGAGCUAGGAUUGCAGAGAAGAAGAAGAGAAUUGCAAAGGCCAAGGAAGAGGCAGCCGAGUACCACAAACUCCUCGCCACCAGGUUGAAGGAGCAGCGUGAGCGACGCAGUGAGAGCCUGGCAAAGAGGAGAUCCAAGCUUUCUGCUGCAUCCAAGCCAUCAGUCGCUGCAUAAACAGGUUUUAGGGCUCGAAGUGAAAUGAUCAUGCACUCGCUUCAUUUUUGGUAGUUUAUCAAUAACUGCCUGAGUUUUGGUAGUUCAGAGAUAUGGUUUUUUGUUUUAGAUGCUGAGAGAAGUUUUUGAUUUGGGUAUUUGUUGUUUUGGUUUCUUAAUUUGCUAUGGGAAUAAGUUUUAGGUUUGGCAAGAUGAUAUCUGAUGAGUAAUAAUACACCACAAAGGUUGGACAUGUGGUUUUUGCUUUAA
Molecule: messenger RNA, 1159 nt
Organism: Camellia sinensis
Lineage: Eukaryota; Viridiplantae; Streptophyta; Magnoliopsida; Ericales; Theaceae
Product: small ribosomal subunit protein eS6
Biological process (GO): translation
Cellular component (GO): ribosome
Molecular function (GO): structural constituent of ribosome
Source: RefSeq, a predicted model, not a curated record